CACUCUCUCACUCACUCUCUUUCCCUCCCUCUUCUCUUUUCAAAUGUGUAUAUAAACUGCUCAGUUUACUUCUGGAGCUAAAUUGAUUAAGGAAAUCGCCUAAUAAGGUGACACAUAUGAAAAAAUCUUUGGGAUAUCAACUUCAUGCUUGGUGGACUUUGGACUGUCAUUGAUAUUUUACAACUGCAAAAGGACAUUGAGCUCUACAAUGCUUCAAAACAGCACCCAAGACAGAUAUAUGGAAGCUGUUGUCAGAAGUUUCAUCUUUGUUCUUUUUGGGACCAUAAUUAACUCCAUCAAUGGAGUGCUUGUCUUUACAUUCUUUAGGAGUUCAAUUUUCUACAGUGAUCCAAGAUAUAUAUUAUAUAUUCAUUUGGUUAUUAAUGAUACGCUCAUGGUUUUUUUCAGUGUAACUCUUUCUGUGAUGAGUUAUGCAUGGCCGAAGGUUCCUUUCCCAUUCUGUGUCAUCCUUUUAAUAAUAGCUGCAGCUACUUAUAACAACACUCCUCUGACUUUGGCUGGUAUGGCUGUUGAGCGUUACAUUGCCAUCUGCAAACCACUGCAUCACCAUCAGAUCUGCACAGUGCGCAGGACAUACAUCCUCAUCUCUCUGAUUUGGGGUGUCAGUGUUUUACCAGGAUUGACUGACUUGAUUAUCAUAGUAAUUGUUCGUCCUUUAUCUGUCUUUACUACAAGUACCCUUUGUAGUUCAACAAAUGUGUAUAACACACCAUACAAUGAAGAACUGAGCAAAGUAAAGAAUAGCCUGUACUUAUCUGUUGUGUGGGUAAUUCUUGUAUUCACAUAUUGUCAAGUUCUGAUUGCGGCCAGAAGGGCCUCAGCUGAUAAAUCCUCAGCAAAAAAGGCCCAAAGCACCAUCCUGUUACAUGGAGCACAGCUUCUGCUCUGUAUGUUGUCCUACAUUACUGGUAUCAUAGACAAGAUUUCUGCUCAACUUUCACUAGAUGAUCAGAAAAAAGUGACCAUUCCUAAUUACUUUAUAACAAACUUAUUACCACGACUGCUUACCCCGCUGAUUUAUGGUGUUCGAGAUAAACUUUUUUAUAAUCACAUGAAAAGACUUUUUGCAUGUAAAUUACUUACUGUAAAGGUUGAAUCAACCAAACAGUGAGAAAAAAAGGGUUUUAAUCUUGCUGUAAAUUGUUUCCUUUUAUUUACUGAAACCGUGCUAUUUUUAGUAAGUUAGACAUCUUUGGUAAUGCUUACAUAUUUUAAUGCAAUCAUAAAUUAUACAAUUUUUAAAAAAGAAUGGAUGGCAUAAUAUAAUAUAGCAUAUAUAUAUAAUUUCGCAAAUUCUUAAUGCAAGUGUAUUGCACUUUGAUGAUAAAUGAUUUGCAACACUUGAUGCAAAUAUGCAAACUUGA
Molecule: messenger RNA, 1385 nt
Organism: Cyprinus carpio (common carp)
Lineage: Eukaryota; Metazoa; Chordata; Actinopteri; Cypriniformes; Cyprinidae
Product: odorant receptor 131-2-like
Biological process (GO): G protein-coupled receptor signaling pathway
Cellular component (GO): membrane
Molecular function (GO): G protein-coupled receptor activity
Source: RefSeq, a predicted model, not a curated record